CCGCCUCCCAGCCAACCAAUGGAGGAACGAGGCGGAAAAUUUCGAAUGUGGCGACGGUAGUUCCAGGCGACGGGGUACGGUCCUGGAGGGCUCAUUGCGCGUGGCUAGCGCGGGAGAGCCUCGAAGAGCCUUGAAAUGUGAGAAGGAGGAAGAUAGCUCUUGCAGAAGUAGUGGCCAAGGCAAAAGAUGGCCAAGGAAAGAUGCCUGAAGAAGUCCUUUCAAGAUAGUCUUGAAGACAUAAAGAAACGAAUGAAAGAGAAAAGGAAUAAAAACUUGGCAGAGAUUGGCAAACGCAGGUCUUUUAUAGCUGCACCAUGCCAAAUAAUCACCAACACUUCUACACUGCUGAAAAAUUACCAAGACAACAACAAAAUGUUAGUUUUAGCUUUGGAAAAUGAAAAAUCCAAAGUGAGAGAAGCCCAAGAUAUCAUCCUACAGCUGAGAAAAGAAUGUUACUAUCUCACAUGGCAGCUAUAUGCAUUGAAAAGAAAACUUACAUCACAACAAACAGAAGAACCUGCUCAGAACCAGGAAAUAUGUUCCUCUGGAAUGGACCCCAAUAGCGAUGACAACUCCAGAAAUUUAUUUGUGAAGGAUUUACCGCAAAUUCCUCUUGAAGAAACUGAACUUCCAGGACAAGGAGAGUCAUUUCAAAUAGAAGAUCAGAUACCUACUAUUCCUCAAGAAACACUGGGAUUUGAUUUUGAUUCAGGUGAAGCUAAGUCCACUGAUAAUGUCUUACCUAGAACUGUAUCUGUCCGUAGCAGUUUAAAGAAACAUUGUAACAGUGUAUGUCAGUUUGAUAGCUUGGAUGAUUUUGAAACCAGUCAUUUGGCAGGGAAGUCUUUUGAAUUCGAAAGAGUUGGAUUUUUAGACCCACUAGUAAACAUGCCUGAAAAUGUACAAUACAAUGUUUGUCAAUGGAGCAAGGACCAAGCUAACUUAUCACUUUCAAAGCUGAUUCAUCAAGGAACGUUUACUAAAACAAAAGAAGACAUUUUAGAGUCUAAAUCUGAACAAACUAAAAGUAAGCAAAGAGAUACACAAGAAAGAAAAAGAGAAGAGAAAAGAAAAGCUAACAGGAGAAAAUCAAAACCUAUAUCAAAAUAUAAAGAGAAUAAAAGUGAAAAUAAAAGAACUGUUUCCAAAAAGAAAAUGCACAAAUCUGUCAGUUGCAAUGAUGCUUACAAUUUUAAUUUGGAAGAGGGUGUUCAUCUUACUCCUUUCCGACAAAAAAUGAGCAAUGACUCUAAUAGAGAAAAAAACAAUGAGUCUGAAGUGAGCCUCUGUGAAUCAAGUGGUUCAGGAGAUGAUUCCGAUGACCUCUAUUUGCCCACUUGCAAGUACAUUCAGAAUCCCACCAGCGAUUCAGGUACAAGACCAGUCACCAGGCCUCUAGCUAAAAGAGGACUGAAAUAUACAGAUGAAAAAGAGACGGAGGGUUCUAAGCCAACAGAAACUCCUACUAGUACACCACCUGAAACUCACCAGUCACCUCAUCUUAAACUGAAGGAUAUCACCAAUGUCUCCUUGUAUCCUGUUGUGAAAAUCGGAAGGCUUUCUCUUUCUCCAGAAAAGAAUAAAGAAAGCCCAGCAGUGGCUCUGCCUAAACGUAGGUGCACAGUCAGCGUGAACUAUAAGGAGCCCACCCUCGCUUCGAAACUGAGAAGAGGGGACCCUUUUACAGAUUUGUGCUUUUUGAAUUCUCCUAUUUUCAAGCAGAAAAAGGAUUUGAGACGUUCUAAAAAAAGAGCCCUGGAGGUAUCACCUACCAAAGAAGCAAUUUUUAUUUUAUAUUAUGUUUGGGAAUUUGUUUAGAGAUUCUCAGACUGUAGGGAAUGAAAACUUGAAACCCAAAUCUGCUUAAGGUAAAGUCCAGGGGCUUCACAUCCUUAGAAAACUUUUUUAGUCCAUGCGUUCACUAAUGUAUGCAGACCUUUAAUAGAUUCUAGCUUUAUGUGUGGGGGGAGAGAUGGAGGGGUGUUGACAGUCUGUUUCACUCAGCCUACAUACGUAUUAAAACCUAAGCCCUUUAAUUAGAGAUAGCAACUUUCCCAGGGUGACCAAGGAAUCAGUACAUGUAUUGAACCCCUCUUUUAAGUUUCCUGUUGGUUGUGUCACUUGGAGAUUGCCUUUUCUUUCUUGUAAGCUCAGCUAUGCCCUCAAAUAUAUUGCAUUUUACCUACCAUUUCCAGGUGUUUUCAGGGGUCAAAGUUUUUAAGUUAUCUUAGUCUUCGAUAUUGUGUAAGCGAAAGUCUCCAAUCCCAUUUCCUAGAUGAUUUUUUAAAAUCACAAAAUGUGACUCUGCUUAACAGCUGUUUCCUGUUUCUCUUAAAAUCCAUUUCCUAUUUCUCUUAAAAUAAAAUCCAUUAUUCUUAAUAUGGCCUGUUAUGGCCCUGCACCAUCUCACACUACACUCCUCUGCGUCUGCAACUCUUGUCAUGUUGAAUUCUCUCCGUUCUUUGGAGAUCUUAGCCUGUGUUGUCUCUGCCUGCCUUCUUCCAGAUUUUGCCUUGGUCAAUGCCUAUUCUAAUCUUUCAGCUUAAAAAGCCACUUCCUCUCAGAAGCUUUCUCUAAGUUCCUGCUUACCAGAUUUUGUCUUCCUUUUUAUAAUCUCAUAGCACUACACUAAUAAAAGCUCCAGAAUUUCCUUAUAAACAGGGCCCUAGGGUGGUGAUUUUUUGAAUGGAGGAGAUAUUGGGACAAGAAGCCAGGGGAGUACCCUGGAAACAUAUAUUAAAGCUACAUUUGCUUAAAAAGUCUUUUGAUUUAAUUUGUAUUUUUGUUGAAGCCACCCUUAGUCCCACCACUGCAGGCUCUACCUUUCAUUGUAGCACUCUAGAUACCUAUAAUUACUAUUCAAUGUCUGACCUCUCCAUGAAAAUAUAAUUGCUACUUUGAUCACUUUGUACCUACACACACUCCAAGUUUCAGUAGCCUUCUUGGGCCUUGGCCCCUGGUCUAGAAGGCCAGGCUCUUAGCAAGGUGUUUCAUGACUCUAUCCAACCUGAUCCCACAACAUGUCAUCAACUCUCACCCUUACCUGAAAUUAGUCUCUCAUCUCUUAAUUCACUGAUGUGACAUUUCUUCUCCAAUUGACUUUUCUUUCCCAGUAAUAGAAUCUUAGCAUUAAAGGGCUUUAUCAUUUUAAACAUAGGAGAUGCUUAAUAAAUGUGGAAUAGGAAUUUGAGGUAAAUAGCAGGGAAAUGUGAAGGAAUAGGAACUACAGUUGGUAGCCUUAAUAUCCAGAUACUUCAUGCUGCAACAAACUAGGACCAUCAUUCUUUAAAUGUAGCUGUGGCAUUGCAUAGCAUUGAAGAGCACUGACUCUGGAUCCAGAAUCCCUGCAUUUGCCUGUUUGGGAAAAUUCCCUCUCUGUAUCUCAGUAUUUUCAUUGAAUUGUAAGGAUUCAGUGAGUUAGUACAUAUAAAAUGCUUAGAAAAGUGCUUAACACUUACUAAGUGCUCAAUAAGUGGUAGAUUCCUGAGGAAAUUACUUGGUUAUAGGAAUCUAUGCAGCAUCCACAGAUUGACUAUCUGCACUAAAUUCUGCUAGUUCAAACCCACUUAGUGCCAGUACAAAUAAAAUAAUAUAUUAACAAUACUUGAAUACUGGUUUAGGUAAAAAGCCUUUUUAAAAUUUAUAGUGUCAACUUAAAAUUUUAUAUAGUGUUUUACAUUCACUUGAGACCAUCUUCACAUACAUUAAAUACAUCCUGACUACAGCUUUGAGCAGAAAAGCAUGUGUCUAAUGAGAAUAGACUCAAGAUAAUGAGUAUGGCGUUCUAUCAUAAAGGGUGUUGGGAAGUAGCAUUUGUGCAAGAAGAUACAUGUAAUAAGUAAAACAGAGAGUAAUUAAAAUUUAUUCCAGCUUGGUAUUAUGGAAAAGGUGGGAAAUGUAGCCUGGAUCGGGAUUGUUAGGUGAGUUCACAUACAGCUGCAUGGUCACACUCGAGUGAUUUUGAUCUUUGGCAUCUUGAAAGUUGGUAUCCAGCAUCAUAAUGGAAAGUUUCAUCCUCUCCCUCAUCCUGUUCAAUAUUUUUUCAAUAACAUGAAUAAGAGAAAACAUAUAAUUCACAAACAAAUUUGUAAUUUAUAAAUGUAAAACGUAGAAGGAAUAGGUAACAGUGAAUAUUGGAACUCAAAUAAAAAAUGCCUCACAGGUUAAUACAAGGGCAGGGGGAACUUCCUAUAAAAUUAAGCCCUCAUCUACUUCGUGACCUAACAGUUUCACUAUUUGGUAUUCACAUAAGAGAAUACCAAUAUGUUUACAAAAAGACCUGCACAAAAAAUGUUUAUGGCAGCAUUAUUGUAAGACCCAAACCUGGAAACUACCCAAAUGUCCACUAAACUUGAGAAGAUAAAUUGUGGAAUAUUACAAUAUUAUACUCUUCAGCAAUAAAAAGGAAUGAACUUCUGAUACAUACUACAAUGUGGAUGAACCAAACCCCAGAAAGUACAAACUAUGACCCCAUUUAUAUGAAAUCAAGUAACACACAAAACGAAUCUAUGGUGACAGAAAUCAGAAGUGGUUUUCUGGAGACAGGAGAAUUGACCUGAAAGAGGCAUGAGGGAGCUUUUCUUAGGUGAUAAGAAUGUCCUGUCUUUAGGGUUGUGAUUAUACUGGUGCAGAUAAUUGCCAAAAGUCAUCAAACUUAACACCUAAGACCUGUGCUUUUUAAUAGAGACAGGGUCCCACCAUGUUUGGCCAGGCUGGUCUCAAACUCUUGGGCUCUA
Molecule: messenger RNA, 4736 nt
Organism: Cercocebus atys (sooty mangabey)
Lineage: Eukaryota; Metazoa; Chordata; Mammalia; Primates; Cercopithecidae
Gene: SGO1
Product: shugoshin-like 1 (S. pombe)
Exons: 9
Coding region: 187-1818 (543 amino acids)
Biological process (GO): meiotic chromosome segregation
Cellular component (GO): nucleus; chromosome, centromeric region
Source: RefSeq, a predicted model, not a curated record